Molecule: messenger RNA, 1701 nt
Organism: Papaver somniferum (opium poppy)
Lineage: Eukaryota; Viridiplantae; Streptophyta; Magnoliopsida; Ranunculales; Papaveraceae
Exons: 1
Coding region: 1-1701 (566 amino acids)
Source: RefSeq, a predicted model, not a curated record
AUGGAUACAAAUAUAAUGAUUGACUUUGCUAAAUCUUUAAAUUUUACUAAUUAUGAUUGCAUAGACAGGGAAGGACUUGCCGGUGGUCUCCUCUUAUUAUGGAAGGAAGGUUUUCAAUGUUCUGUCCAUGAAAAAUCAAAUAAUAUCAUUAAUGUCCUUUCUAGUUUACAUCCUGCAAAACAAAAUGUCUUAAUCUCUUUCAUGCAUGGCUCUACCUACUCUGAUAUUAAGAAAAUACAAUGGGAUGUCAUGUCUAGUAUUAGUGAUAACAUUAUGCAACCUUGGAUUGUAAUUGGAGACCUUAAUGUUCACCUUCAUACUUUGGAUUCUCAACAAAAAAUAAAUGAAUGUGGUCUAAUGGAUUUAGGUUAUAUUGGUAGAGAUUUUACUCGGUCUAGUAAUAAGAUUGGCACUGGAAUUAGAACUUCUAGAAUUGACAUGGCUUUGGGUAAUCAACAGUGGUGUUCUGAUUUCCCUAAUGCCAGAUUGUAUCAUCUUGUUCAAGCUGGGUAUGAUCACUAUCCUAUAAUGCUACAAACUGAUAAAACCACUAAAAAUAUAUGGAUACCUUUUAAAUUCUUUGCUAUGUGGCUUAAACAUGCUGGAUUUAAAAAUCAACUGAAAAUUGCUUGGAAUACUAAUACUAGAGGUUCUCCUGGUCAUAUAUUGAUUGAAAAACAUAUCUCUACUAGAAAAAGGCUUUCUUGUUGGAAUAAGAUUGACUUUGGUGAUAUUGAUAGUAAUAUUAAUGCUCUUCAUGAUCAACUCCUUAAACUUCAGAAUGAACCAGUCUCUAUUACUCAGCAUAACUGUCUUAAUGAUACCAAUAAGCAACUAGAAAUGUGGUUUGAUAUUAAAACUGAAUUCUAUAAGCAAAAAUCUGGAGAUAAAUUUGUAGUUGAUAUGGAUAAUAAUUCUAGAUAUUUUCACACUCUAGCUAAUAGAAGAAUGUUUAGGAAAAACAUUGAUUGCUUAUAUGAUGUUCAUGGUACUUGGUAUGAUAAUAGAAAGGAUAUUGCUAACAUCCUUAUUUCUCACUUUAGCUCAGUUAGUUGCUCUGUUAUAAAUCAAAUACAUGAUGAGGUUUUUGAUAUUAUUCCCACUGUCAUUACUAAUGAGUUAUCUGAGUUUUUUACCAGAAUUUCAACUGUUGAUGAUGUUUUUCAAAUAGUGAAAGAUAUGGCCUCUUGGUGUUCCCCAGGCCUACAUGGCUUUCAAGCUGGUUUCUACCAUGUUAAUUGGGACAUUGUUGGUAAUGAUAUAGUUCAGGCUGUUCAGAGUUUCUUUAUUUCUGGUUACAUGCCUAGGGAGUUUAAUAAGACUUACCUUUCUUUGAUUCCUAAAACUGAUAAGGCCAAUUAUCCUACUGAUGUUAGACCUAUAGGCUUAUGCAAUACUAUCUAUAAAAUUAUCUCUAAAAUCCUUGCAAAUAGAAUAAAACCUUAUCUAAAAAAGAUUAUCUCACCUUUUCAAUCAGCUUUUGUCCUAGGUAGAGCUAUACAAGAUAAUAUAAUAAUUGCUCAUGAAAUGAUUCAUACAAUGAAACAUAAAGAAGGUAACACUGGUAGUAUGGAUCUGAAAUUGGAUUUAUCCAAAGCUUUUGAUAUGUUAGAAUGGCCUUUUAUUUUAGGAAUGCUCAAAAAACUUGGUUUUCCUGAGAAAUUCUGUAAGUACAUUGAACAAUGUAUUUCUACAACAUAA